Molecule: messenger RNA, 2258 nt
Organism: Harpegnathos saltator (Jerdon's jumping ant)
Lineage: Eukaryota; Metazoa; Arthropoda; Insecta; Hymenoptera; Formicidae
Exons: 10
Coding region: 796-1515 (239 amino acids)
Source: RefSeq, a predicted model, not a curated record
CGCCAUUUUAAAAUUUACAAGAAUAAUUGAUUGUAAUUGGUCAGUUUCUUUACUGCUUACGUCUUACUGCUUACAUUCAUUUGUGUGUGAUAGCCUUUAUCUGUGCCUCCGUGACAGCCUCCGUUUCCUAACCUAAAUUGUUAUCAACUUUAACAGUUUAUAUCUUGCUCCACAAGGCAGAGCGACGAUUUUUUCAAAUAGAAAAGUUGUUUCUCUUGCAAAAACGCGUCGAUUAAAUAUUUUUUCGUCGAUAUCGAAGAUGCAAGACGCAGUUUGCCUCAAUUUUGGUGUGUUAACUAAUAAGGAAUUGAACUUUAUGCUUCAAUAUGAGAGUAAUAUCACAUUGUUAGUUUUUGUGAUUUCUGUACCUUCCAUAUCAACUUCCUGAAUCCAAUGGGAAUGAAAGAAAUAAUGCAGAUCACAGACAACAGGAAGGAAAACACUACAGAGAUAACUGAUAUAGAAAUUGUAGCAGAAUUCCGCUGAAAGAUGCAAUUACCACGUGCAAUCUUGAGUCCCGUGCUUUCGGAUAAAUCAAAAAUAACAGAUGAAUUCAGAGAAAAUUUACCAUCAACUCCACGAAAACGACUGCUACGUCAGUCGCAGGGAGAGACACCAACGAAAAGGAAGCGUAUAUCGUUAGAAAAUAUUGAAUUACCUAUUAUGGAUACUUUGAGCAUAGCUGCUGCACCUCUAGAGGAUACUUCAAUGCCAGAACAAAGACUAACUUAUACAUUGUCUAUAAAAGAUAUGGAAAUGACAGCUUCUUUAUGACACAUAAUCCCAGACAUUGACAUGGAAUUGGAACCUGUACAUUCGAGUUUUGAUACAUUUGUAGUCAAAAAGAAAAAUUUAGUUAUUGAUAAGAGGAUAAUAUUAACAGACACAAUGUUAAAAAAAUGGCGUCAAAAUAUAAAUUUUCAAUGCAGAGGGAUGGAAAGACCACAAACAUUUGUGAUACCGUCCAUUGAUCUCUUGAAACAACCAUUACGAUGUAAUACAAACUCUUUGCGCAAACUUUAUAUUAACCACACUGAAAAAAUAUGCAGUAGCACAAACGAAGACAUUGUAUCUGUUUUUAUGCAAACUCAAGAAGAAAUACGUGAAUUACAAAAAACAAGAGAGGACUAUACAGCAUCAAUGACAAUGUUAUUGAUACUACAUCAGGAGAUAAGAACAGAUAUGGAUAUAGAUGUUACUAGUAGCCUUGAAGAUAUAGAAAUUUUACUGGGAAAGAUACAAGAUCCCUCCAUAACAAGAAAUCAACUUUCAUUAUCUUCUACAUGCUCAAGUAAAAAGUCACACUAUAUACCUUUAAUAAGCCGAGAAAUAUUAGCUUUGCUAGAGGUGUUAUGGUCUAAUCAACCAUAUGCAAAGUUCAGUGAUCUCAUCUCAAAAAAUACAAAUACGGAACAAAAUGCAUAUACGAAACAAGAUGCUGCUACAGUCUUUUGUAUUCUUCUCAGUCUAAAGUUUGUUUUCUGUGAAGCUGAAGUGAGGCACCAAAUUAAAUAAUAAAAAUGGGAACUGACAAUGCAAGACAGUGAGGCAAAAAACUAAUGCUAAAUAAAUAUGUCUUGAAAAAUAUAUAUAAAUAUAUGUAUAAGGUAUAUGUAAAUGUAACAAUACGUUAUGAUUUAUGCAUAUAUACAACUAUGUAGGCAGUCUGAAAAGUUCACGACCUGACACAUACAUGGCAUUAGAAACUAUCAAACUAUAAUUGUAUUGGAAAGUGUCAUCCCUGAUAUAAACACAUGUAAAAUUUUAUUCGAUCUGUCAAAUCAUUCGAGUAGUAACACCAAGCUUGAAAAAGCUUUGUGCAAGAUGGGUGCUGCAUUUGCUAACAAUUGACCAAAAACGCAUUCGAAUGCGUAUUUCUCAAGCAUGUUUGGAUCGUUUUAAGCAAAAUGAAAUGGAUUUCAACCGUUGUUUCAUAACUGUUGAUGAAACUUGGAUCCAUUACUAUACACCAGAGUGAAAAGAACCUUCCGGAAUCACACUUUAAUGAUGGUAUUGAAUUAUUGGAAAAACGUUGGAAUAAAUGUAUUGAAAUUUCAGGAGAUUAUAUUAAAAAAUAAAACAUUUCACGGCAAAAAAAAUUUCUCUCAUUGUUAGGCCGAGAAUUUUUCAGACUGCCCUUGUAUAUAUAUACACAAAUAUAAAUUUGUAAUAAAUUCUUUUUUAAAAAACUUUCUGAUUUUAUACAAACUUGUACAAUAUAAGUUAGAAUGAGAUAAAUAUACUUUUCUUUACUCCAA